UCUUGGGCGCUUCUCAUCUGGUCCCACCCCUGAGGGUCCUCCUUCCUACUGGCCUUUUCUAGAAUACAAAGACUAUCCUCCCUCCUACUGAAGGGAAGGGAGGGGGCAGGAGUUUCAGCCCCACCCUCAGGAAGAUGUGUCUUCCCCCUGCCCUGUGGUACUUCCUCUCCGGCUGACUUAGCUGACAGUAUCCAGACCUGGGUCCAGACCCCUGGCACCGAGACAGAUCUGGGGAUAGGCUACACCACUCUGCCCUGACCCUGGGAUUGGCGCCAGCUUCCAACCAGUACCCAGCAAAGCCAAUCCUUGCAAUGGCCACGAACACUACAUCUCCUGCAGGACCCUCCUCCCUAGGUGUCAUGGCUAUCACCCUACUGUCAGUGGCUCUGGCGGUGGGGGUCCCCGGCAACAGUUUUGUGGUGUGGAGCAUCCUGGUAAAGAUGCGAAAGCGCUCUGUCACCGCCCUGCUGGUGCUGAACUUGGCCCUGGCUGACCUGGCCGUCUUGCUCACUGCCCCCUUUUUCCUCCACUCCGUGGCCCGAGGCACCUGGAUUUUUGGAGUGGCUGGCUGCCGCCUGUUCCACUAUGUCUGCGGAGUCAGCAUGUACGCCAGCGUCCUGCUGAUCACGGCCAUGAGUCUGGACCGCUCGCUGGCGGUGGCCCGCCCCUUUGUGUCCCAGAAGCUGCGCACCAAGGCGGUUGCCAGGUGGUUGCUGGCAAUCAUCUGGGCGGCGUCAGUCCUCCUGGCCACGCCCGUCAUCGUAUACCGCACCGUGGUACAGGUCCAGAACAACAGGAGCCUGCUCUGCUUCCCGAAAUACGACACGGAAAGACACCGGGCCUUCCACCUGCUCUUCGAGGCCGUCACCGGCUUCCUGCUGCCUUUCCUGGCCGUGGUGGCCAGCUACUCCGACAUCGGGCGCCGGCUGCGGGCCCGGCGCUUCCGCCGCAGCCGCCGCACGGGCCGCCUGGUGGUGCUCAUCAUCCUGACCUUCGCGGCUUUCUGGCUGCCCUACCACAUGGUGAACCUGGCCGAGGCCGGCCGCGCGCUGGCGGGCAAGGCCGCGGGGACGGGGCCCGUGGGGCAGCGGCUGCACCUGGCCCGCAAUGUGCUCAUCGCGCUGGCCUUCCUGAGCAGCAGCGUGAACCCCGUGCUGUACGCGUGCGCCGGGGGCGGUCUGCUGCGCUUGGCCGGCGUGGGCUUCAUCGCCAAGCUGUUGGAAGGCACCGGCUCCGAGAUGUCCAGUACCCGACGCGGGGGCACCCUGGGCCAGACGGCGAGGGGCGCCCCCGCCCCCAGUGAGCCUGGCCCGGCUGAGAGCCUCACUGCCUCCACCAACCCUCUCGAGUGAAGCAGGCCCGGGGGAGGGGUGGUGGUGGAAGGACACUUGCUUUCCUCCUGGCGGAAUUCCCCACGCUGGCCUGACCCAAUUCUGCACCUCCAGGAGAAGGCGUGUCGGGGUGGAGCGGAAGAAGAGAGAGGGGAGGGGCAAGUAGGGGCAGAGUCAGCGCCUGGGCAGCUUUGCAAUUAAAACUGGUCUGAAAUUGGGUUAA
Molecule: messenger RNA, 1554 nt
Organism: Myotis myotis
Lineage: Eukaryota; Metazoa; Chordata; Mammalia; Chiroptera; Vespertilionidae
Gene: LTB4R
Product: leukotriene B4 receptor
Exons: 2
Coding region: 312-1352 (346 amino acids)
Biological process (GO): positive regulation of cytosolic calcium ion concentration; complement receptor mediated signaling pathway; phospholipase C-activating G protein-coupled receptor signaling pathway
Cellular component (GO): plasma membrane
Molecular function (GO): leukotriene receptor activity; complement receptor activity
Source: RefSeq, a predicted model, not a curated record